UUGAAUUGAAUUAAUGGUGAUAAGUAUAAAACAUAAAAUAAAAGUAACCACCAGGAAGCAUGUCAAAAAGGGUACCCUUAAAAAAUGUAGAUGUGGACGACAGCAGGAGAGCUAUGAGGGUACUUAAGAAUUUUCCAGGCCUGUGGAACAAGAAGGAAUACAACCGCGUCCACUGUCGUCAACAGCUAAGAAAAGAAGCGGAGAAAUUUGUCCGUGAACUGCUCAGAAAAGAACAAGAGGACGGCAAAUGCUAUUGGAGCGACUUAAAACAAAGAGCAGGGCCCCGAUGGUGGAAUAUGAUCGAAGAGAGGAUCGAAACGAUAAAAAAGAAUUUGACGAAACUGGUAGAGAGAAAGGAAAAGGGAGAACUAAACCCGAAGUUGAGGUUCAUGGUGGGGGCCUACUCAGACUGGCCCUCAGAAGAACUGGUAUGGGCAGCAAACAUUGUAUCAGCUAACAAAUUCGAGGACGGACGAUCUCUGGGAGAAGACUUGGCAGUGAAGGUGACUCCAUCAACGGGUAUAAGAAUAAGGAAGCAGCCAGCCCAGCAGAUAUCCCCGCAGCCACAGCAGAAAUCCCCGCAACCACAGCAGACAUCCCCGCAACUACAGCAAACAUCCCGGCAGCCACAUCAGGCAUCCCAUCAGACAAUAAGGAAGCAGCCAGCCCAGCAGACAUCCCCGCAGCCACAGCAGAAAUCCCGGCAGCCACAUCAGGCAUCCCAUCGGACAAUAAGGAAGCAGCCAGCCCAGCAGACAUCCCCGCAGCCACAGCAGAAAUCCCCGCAGCCACAGCAGACAUCCCCGCAGCCACAGCAGACAUCCCCGCAGCCACAGCAGACAUCCCCGCAACCACAGCAGACAUCCCGGCAGCCACAACAGACAUCUCCGCAACCACAACAGACAUCCCAUAAGCCACAGCAGAUAUCCCGGCAGCCACAGCAGACAUAUAUGAUGUCCAUAAUAAGGAAGCAGCCAGCCCAGCAAACAUCCCGGCGGCCACAGCAGACAUCCCGCCAGCCACAGCAGACAUCCCCGCAACCACAUCAGACAUCCCGGCAGCCACAGCGGACAUCCCAUUGGACACUACCAUGUAACUCGAAGAGGAUAAAAAGGAAGCAUGAACCUGUUGGCUCGCUUCCAAUUGAUCAGGAACUGAUGGACAGAGAAGCUGAUAAAACCAAAAUGACGAAUCUGCUAGUAGAUGCUGCAUUAGAAACUAACUUUAAUCUAGUUUAUCAGUUUAUCAAAAGAAAGACACGUAGUAUUGAAGACUCUCUUGUUUAAUCACACCGAUAAACUGUCACAGUGUGACAGUGUGACAGUGUGACUUAUUAUUGGCGAAUUUCUUUUUAAUUUUAUGUUAAUUUACGCUUUUGAAGUUGACCAGUCUGGACAUGUUUUAGUUGUACGACCUGUUUUAGUAGCCGGUUAACCCUUUAACCGGAUAGUGAUCUUUCAGCGGUAAUAAACGGCGUUAUCCCGGUCAUAACUAUAAGGCGGUAAUAAACGGCGUUAUCCCGGUCAUAACUAUAAGGCGGUAAUAAACGGCGUUAUCCCGUUCUUAAGCGUUGAUUGCUGUUUGUUUCCAACCCCAUUAGCUCAGAGUUUUGAUGAAAUGGUAAACUAAUUACUUUGUUAUCAAUUAAUAACUUUUACAGUUUUACACCUUACUUUAAAGUCUAUAAAUAGUAUAUAAAUAAUAUUUCUUAUAUCAAUACUGACAAUUGUAAUUCAACAAGUAACGAUAUGCAAUUGCAGACU
Molecule: messenger RNA, 1763 nt
Organism: Bolinopsis microptera
Lineage: Eukaryota; Metazoa; Ctenophora; Tentaculata; Lobata; Bolinopsidae
Exons: 7
Coding region: 60-1286 (408 amino acids)
Source: RefSeq, a predicted model, not a curated record